This is a messenger RNA of Dipodomys spectabilis (banner-tailed kangaroo rat), 6454 nucleotides long. It is a transcript of the gene Pou2f2, whose product is annotated as POU class 2 homeobox 2. Bases 1 to 2154 code for a protein of 717 amino acids. Gene Ontology annotation, molecular function: RNA polymerase II cis-regulatory region sequence-specific DNA binding; DNA-binding transcription factor activity, RNA polymerase II-specific. Gene Ontology annotation, cellular component: nucleus. The record is from RefSeq and is a predicted model, not a curated record. The transcript is spliced from 16 exons. NCBI's taxonomy places the organism in Eukaryota, Metazoa, Chordata, Mammalia, Rodentia, Heteromyidae. Gene Ontology annotation, biological process: regulation of transcription by RNA polymerase II.
AUGACACAGUUGUUCCCCAGCCCUGGCGGGGCUGGCAGCAUGGUUCACUCCAGCAUGGGGGCUCCAGAAAUAAGAAUGUCUAAGCCCCUGGAGGCCGAGAAGCAAGGUCUGGACUCCCCGUCAGAGCACACAGACACCGAAAGAAAUGGACCGGACACUAACCAUCAGAACCCCCAGAAUAAGGCCUCCCCAUUCUCUGUGUCUCCAAUUGGUCCCAGCACCAAGGUGGGCAUUCUCUCUGGCCUCCACUUAACAUUCUGGGGUCCCGGACCCUGCCUCUCUCCCCCCCAGAUCAAGGCUGAAGACCCCAGUGGUGACUCAGCCCAAGCAGCACCCCCGCCCCCCCAGCCGGCUCAGCCACAUCUGCCCCAGGCCCAGCUCAUGCUGACGGGCAGUCAGUUAGCUGGGCUCACGGCCCUGAUGCCAGCUCAGCAGCAGCUACUCCUGCAGCAGGCCCAGGCCCAGCUGCUGGCCGCCGCCGUGCAGCAGUCCAGCGCCGCCGCUGCCGCCAACGCUGCCGCCGCUGCCGCUGCAUCCUCCUCCACCUCCUCCUCCUCCUCCUCUGCCUCUGCCUCCUCCUCCACCUCACAGCCCCCCACCUCCUCUGGGGGAGGCGACCUGCCACCACCACAGCCUGCCAGCCAGCCCCCAGGGACCCCACAGCUCACCUUGUCCCAGCCCAUCCAGCUCACAGCACAGGACAUACAGCAGCUCCUCCAGCUUCAGCAGCUGGUGCUUGUGCCAGGCCACCACCUCCAGCCACCUGCUCAGUUCCUGCUGCCACAGGCCCAGCAGAGUCAGCCAGGCCUGCUACCGACGCCAAAUCUAUUCCAGCUACCUCAGCAAACCCAGGGAGCUCUUCUGACCUCCCAGCCUCGGGCUGGGCUUCCCACACAGCCCCCUAAAUGCUUGGAGCCACCAUCCCACCCGGAGGAGCCCAGUGAUCUGGAGGAGCUGGAGCAGUUUGCCCGCACCUUCAAGCAACGCCGCAUCAAGCUGGGCUUCACGCAGGGUGAUGUGGGCCUGGCCAUGGGCAAGCUCUAUGGCAACGAUUUCAGCCAGACAACAAUUUCCCGCUUUGAAGCCCUCAACCUGAGCUUCAAGAACAUGUGCAAACUCAAGCCCCUCCUAGAGAAGUGGCUCAAUGAUGCAGAGACUAUGUCUGUAGACUCCAGCCUUCCCAGCCCCAACCAGCUGAGCAGCCCUAGCAUGGGUUUCGAUGGGCUGCCCGGCCGGAGACGCAAGAAGAGGACCAGCAUCGAGACAAAUGUCCGCUUCGCCUUAGAGAAGAGUUUUCUAGCGAACCAGAAGCCUACCUCAGAGGAGAUCCUGCUGAUUGCAGAGCAGCUGCACAUGGAGAAGGAAGUGAUCCGCGUCUGGUUCUGCAACCGGCGCCAGAAGGAGAAACGCAUCAACCCCUGCAGCGCGGCCCCCAUGCUGCCCAGCCCGGGAAAGCCCACCAGCUACAGCCCCCAUCUGGUCACACCUCAAGGGGGUGCAGGGACCUUACCAUUGUCCCAAGCUUCCAGCAGUCUGAGCACAACAGUUACUACCUUAUCCUCAGCCGUGGGGACACUCCACCCCAGCCGGACAGCUGGAGGGGGUGGGGGCGGGGGUGGGGCCGCGCCCCCCCUCAAUUCCAUCCCCUCUGUCACUCCCCCACCCCCAGCCACCACCACCAACAGCACAAACCCCAGCCCUCAAGGCGGCCACUCAGCAAUUGGCUUGUCAGGCCUGAGCCCCAGCACGGGAAGCACAAUGGUGGGGUUGAGCUCCGGGCUGGGUCCAGCCCUCAUGAGCAACAACCCUUUGGCCACUAUCCAAGCCCUGGCCUCUGGUGGAACCCUGCCCCUUACCAGCCUUGAUGGCAGCGGGAACCUGGUGCUGGGGGCGGCCAGCACAGCCCCAGGGAGCCCCGGUCUGGUGACCUCGCCACUCUUCUUGAACCAUGCGGGGCUGCCCCUGCUCAGCGCCCCCCCGGGUGUGGGCCUGGUCUCAGCAGCAGCUGCAGCUGUGGCAGCCUCCAUCUCCAGCAAGUCUCCUGGCCUCUCCUCCUCUUCUUCAUCCUCGUCCUCCUCCUCCACUUGCAGUGAGGCAGCAGCACAGACCCCUGGAGGUCCAGGGGGGCCCGAGGCAGGGUCCAAGCCCGAGUGAGGGCCCACCAUGCCUCCCCUCCCACACCUCUGACCCCCCACUUCUGUUCCCUGCCUGGAAGAGGGCAAGGAGGUCAGUGGUAGGGGUGUAGCGGGUCCUCGGAGCAAGAGUGACAAGGGAGGAAAGACCAAAAAUCCAACCAAAAAAAAAAAGGAAAGAAACCAACAAAAAAGAAAACCAAAAAUAAUCACAACAGAAACCAGCUGCCCCAAAGGAACCAGAGAUGAAACACAAAAAAACAAAAAACACACAAAAAAAAUCCCUCACAAAAAUCAAACAAACCAAAAAUCAGUUGUGAGCCAGAGUUCAUAAUGCUCACUCUCACGGCUACGACACCAAAUAAGAACCUCAGCCAGGAGCGGAGCAGCCUCCGGCAGGCCGGACCUCACACCGCCGCAGAGCCCUGGCUGUGGGGCCCACUCCUCACCUGCCUCCCCCCAAGAUGGGGGAACAGAGAAGGAAAAAAAAGAAUGUGCCAGCCUACUGGCUGCCCCAACCCUGAGCCAGCGGAGACAGGGCACAGCUUGGGGCAGAAGGCCCAGGGCCCAGAACCAUCUGCCAAAUGUCCUUUUCCAAAAGGUGAAAGAAAAAAAAGGGCCUGAACAACCUUACACCAAAUAUUCAGUAGCUUCAUCCAAAGGAUGUACAGAAUUUUUAGCGUUGUGCUCAACAGAAUGUGUCCCUACCAUACCUCCCCCCUUCCCUCUGGCCCCUAGCUCUCCACACCUGGGCAGGGGGUCUUGCUUUAACCUCCUUCCUCCCUCCUAGCUGGGGGAGAGUUCAGGGGGAAACCCCAGGGGUGACUUUCUGCCCCCUAUACCUUCCUCUUUCUUCCCUUUGACGGGUGAGCUAGGCCAUUUUGCCAAGUUCCAGUUCUCACAAGUCUCCCCCCCCCCCCCCCCCAGCCCUGUCACUCUCUUCCGCUCUGGAUCUCCCUCUUCCCCGGCCAAGGGGAAGGUACAGCUUUCAGACAAAAGGGGGAUGAGGGAUGAGGUGGGCGUUCAAGUUGUCUUUCUUUCCAUCCUGUCUGUUUCCCUGAAAAAAAAAAUUUCAUAUUCCAGUGCCUAUCCGUGGGAUCCUUCACGUUCUUUGACAUUAACCAGAAACCAAAAAUAUAACUCGCCUCAGCCCACCCUGUGCCCCUCUGACACUGGCAGAUGCCUCCCCCUCCCAUGCACACACGCACGCACCCAGUGGUGAGUUCAUUCAGAUGGCAUCCCUAUCAGGGUCCAUGUGGCGGGGACAGUGCCAUGACCUGUGGUCCCCAUCCAAGAGGGCGCUGUGGUGGCCACCAUUCCCAUGAGACCUCCACGAGGCUUGGCUGGACCCCGUGUUUGCCCAGCCCUGAACACAUCUCAGUGAUGGACAAAGGAGAGAUGUGCUGCUGGGAGCCACCUUGCCUCCUGCAAUUGUGGAGACCAACAAAGUUUUGAACCAAAAAACAAAAACAAAAAAACCACAAAAAAAACCCAGAAAACCAAACAAUAAGUUAAAACUAGAAAAAAAAAAAGAAUUUAUAGAUAUAUAUAGAGCUAUAUAUAUUAAAAGGGAAAGAAGACAAGAACCCUUGAAGAAUAAGAAGGAGCCGCAAGGUGGAGCCAAGCCCUGCACAGUGGUCCAGUCUCUUGGUCCCCAAGGCUACUGGAAGGAUGGAUGCUUCUUUCUCUUCACAAAUACCUCAUGGACGUCGUCUUCGGGAAAGCCGGAGGGAGGCGGCUGGGGCAGGACCUGUCCCUCAGCCAGGGUGGAUGGAAGCGGGUGGGUGGGGUUGAGAGAGGGUGUCAGGGACAAGGGUGAAGAACCCCAAACUUCCCGCCCCCCCCAACCAAUUGAAAAAGCUUUAAUAGAAAAAAAAAAAAAAGACAGGAACAAAAGUUAGGAAGCAAAAAAGAAUGGACAAAAGAAAACUAACAAUUUUAGGGUGGUUUGAUUCCCCCCUUGAUUUCUAUUCUCUUCCUCCUCUGUCUCUCCCCCCCACCCUUUCCAUUUCCUCUCUUCACCUUUCCUCUUCUCAUUUUUCUAUCCCUCUUCUCUUACUUCUCCCAAUCUCGAUCUUUCUGUGUCUCUCCUCAAACCAAAGUGUUGCUGUGAAGGACACGAGCCAUGGAAAUCAGAGUGGCCCUGCCCCUGGCUGGGCAGGUGCCAGAGGGAGGGGAGAGCCGGUGAUGGCUGAUGCCAGUAGCUUCCACACUGGACACUCUGGAGAGAGGCAGUUGGAGCCCUAGGCCUCAGCUUUUCUUCUGGUCUCCCUUCUCCCACCCAGGGAAACCAAACUGUUGGGCUGGGCCACAGAGGCAGCAGAGACUCCAGGGCUGCUGCAGGGGCCUGGGGUGCCUUGAUUGGGCAAUGGAAGAACGGCCCCUCCCACCUUGGGCCCGCCUCUCUGGAAUGGAAACAUCUCUCCUCACCAACUCCUGCGGCCCUUGCCCAACCUCUGAGAUUUGUCCAUUUCACUUUCCUGAAGAGAGGCUGGCAAGAGGGCCCCCCGGGCCCAGCUCGAGGGCGGAGAGGGGGCCCAAGGGCUCCUGACCAGAUAGGAAAGACAUUUGAGCAAAGCAAAAUGAGAGCAAUUACGACCAAAAACCCCCUCUGAGAAGACAGGCAGCAUGGAAGGCAUGGUGGAGAUGACUCAAACAAAAACUAUGAUCUAGACCAAAAAAGAAAAAAAAAAAAACAAAAAAACAAAAAACAAAAAAACAAAAAAAAAAAAAAAAAAAAAGGAAAAAGAAAAAAAAAAAAAAAGGAAAGAAUAUCCAGGACUCACCACCACCCACUUCAUCCUGCUUCUUCCCAUCCAGUCCCAUCGCCUGGAUCCUCUCUCCACCCAUGUGGGAGGGUGGGGCAGAGAGGAGGAAGCAAGGACAGGGAUGGGGUGGAUCAGUUGGGGGUGAUGGGGAUCCCCCCAUCCAACCCCCACAACUGGGAAAAGGAAAAAAAAAUUCCUGGGAGGGGGAAAAAGAAAUAACCAAAUCCCAAGCUUUAACUACAGCUGUGAAACCAAAUAUUGGGAAGAGGGUGGGAGGGAGGGAGGGGCAGGUGAGCCCCAGGUCUCCCCCCUGGGCCCCUCUCCCCCGAGGACUCGAGAUAAGGCACCAAAUACCUCAUUGAACUUUAAUGUUAAAAAAAAAAAGGAAACCAAAUAUCGUUGGCUGGGGGCCAGCCAGGGCAAGGGGCUGGGGGGGCUGAAGGGAGCCAGGGCUGGGAAAGUGGUGGGAAAUCCUCUCCCCCACCCCCACCUGCCCCUUCCACUCCAGCCCUCCCCGUGUCAACUCCGGGAAACAAAACUAUCUCAUUGUUUUUAUUUUGUGGUCUGUACAGAGCCUAUGUCCGUGUGUCUGUGUGUGAGAGAGAGAGCGUUGGGAGGGCUGGGGAGCUUUGCGUGGGCAUGGGGAGGGAGACCCCAGGCCAGGCUUGGGCUAGCAUAGAUGUCGUCAGGUGGAGGCUCAGGGGCCUGGGCUUAGAGAGAAGAGGUGAGUGGACUGGGACAAAAACUCCUUUUACCUUCUCCCUGACCUCCUACCCUAGUGGUGCGCCUACCAUACUGGUGGGCCUUUUAAUUGUGCCAAAAAAAUUAAAAUUUAAAAAAAAAAUGCCAGUAACUAAACCACUUCUCUCUGUUCCCUUCUGGGGGACAGGGUGGAGGGCUGAGGAGGAGGAGGGAUCUGGGUAGGGAUGGGGAUCCCAAGGCCCUGUGGAAGUCAGGGCCAAGAUCCAGAAGGAGAAGGUAUGAAUUUCCCACACAUCUCCUCCUCUGGGAAGGUCAAGAGCGUCUCCAAGCCAAAGCAUCCUGGGAAGAUCCUCAAGGAACUGGCCAGGUUGGGGUGACCUCUUGACCUGACCCAUUUUUCUCAUCCAGUCCACUCCUAGGGUGCCUCUCUCUUCCUCUAGGCCAGGGUAGGGGGACUGAGAGAGUGAGAUAGACAACAAGAUUGAGACACGCGGGCCCCACCUGUCUGAGUGGGAAAGGCAAGUGGGGGAGAUAAAGGCCUCCAAGAGAAAAAAGAAACAAACCAAAGAUUUAACCAUUAAAAACCCACAGACAACUCCGCUACCUUUUUAUACGUUGGGAAAAAAAGUGAAAAAAAAAAUAAAAAUAUUAAAAAAAAUUACACAAACUCCAAGCUGCAGUUCCUUCGUGCAGCUUAAACUUUGACCUCAGCAGUCUCCAAAGCAAGACGACGAUGACAAAGGUGGAAAAAAAAAAAAAAAGGAGAAAAAAGAAAAAAUAAUGUAUAUUUUUAAGUAUUUGUCCUUGAGAUGUUAGCUCCUUGCUAAACAAACCAAAAAAGAGGAGCAAAAA